AAAAUAUAAUAACAAUCCCCCACUCUUCUUUUAAUAAUGCAACACAUUGAUUCUGAAAAAUUAUAUGCUGACGGUCAAUAUCGUUUUGAAUAUGUCUCCAAGUUCAUGGAUUUCGGUGCUGAUGAUAUCAAGGCAAUCGGUUCCGUAGCUGAUGCUAUCCGUCCUUUGGCUCCUGUUGUUGUGGAUGCUGUAUAUGCUAAGCUCUUCCAAUUCGAUGUCACCAAGAAGCAUUUCGUCCCCAAGAAUGACGGAUUUGAAGGUCAAGCUCCUACUUCUCUUGAAGAUUUGACUUUAGACCAUCCUCAAAUCAAAUUCCGUAAGGAUUUCCUUGGUAAAUAUUUGAACAAGAUCCUCUCUGGCCCCUAUGAUGAUCGUUUCCUUCGUUAUCUCGACUGGGUAGCCAAGAUCCAUACUGACACUCCUGAAAAGAAAUCCAAGAUCAACGUUGAUUAUAUUCAUAUCAAUGCUCUCAUGGGUUUCGUCGAAUCCGUUCUUGUUGAUGCCGUUGUAGGUUUAGGUUUGGAAAAGAAGGAGGAAAGUGCUGCAUUAUGUGCUUUUAACAAGUUGAUGUGGAUCCAAAACGAUUAUUUCGCCAAGUAUUAUUGUAAUCCUUCUACUAUUCAUGAUGCAAACAUCAGUGCAAAAAACAACGAAUCUUGUCUUGCACGCUUAGCAUCCCCUGCAUCUAUUCUCCCUCUUGCUAUUGGUAUUCUUGCUGGUGCAUUCGGUACUUACUACAAGUUACGUCGCGAGUAAUCGUAGCUUUAUCUGUCUAUACUAUUUAUUCUCUCUUUUUUUAACAUAAUAAAAUCAUUAAUCAUUGAUUUGUCAUAAUGU
Mucor mucedo is the source of this 837-nucleotide messenger RNA. RefSeq names its product Protoglobin-domain-containing protein. Bases 37 to 756 code for a protein of 239 amino acids. The transcript has 2 exons. Lineage: Eukaryota; Fungi; Mucoromycota; Mucoromycetes; Mucorales; Mucoraceae. The record is from RefSeq and is a predicted model, not a curated record. Gene Ontology annotation, molecular function: oxygen binding; heme binding.